AGAUGAUGGUGGAUCAAAUCAUCAAAUAAACGAGGAAGAAAAUGAGCUACCAGCUGAAAACUCAACUGGUUUUUCUCUUCCUUGUUUGGGGUUCAUGGGCAUUUCUGUGCUAUGGUCUCCCGAGUGAGUACUCCAUAUUGGCCCUCGACCUUGACAAGUUUCCUUCAGAGGAAGGGGUGGUGGAGCUGUUUCAACGAUGGAAGGAGGAGCACCGAAAGUUUUACAAACACCCUGAAGAAGCAAAGUUAAGGUUGGAGAAUUUCAAGAGAAACUUGAAAUACAUCGUAGAGAAGAAUGCAAAGCGAAAUUCUCCUUACGGGCACAGUCUAGGAUUGAACAGGUUUGCUGACAUGAGCAAUGAAGAGUUCAGGCAUAAGUUUAUUUCAAAGGAUGACUCAUGCGAAGAUGCACCUUACACUUUGGAUUGGAGGAAGAAGGGUGUUGUGACUGGUGUCAAGGACCAAGGACACUGUGGUAGUUGUUGGGCAUUCUCUUCUACUGGAGCCAUAGAAGGAAUAAAUGCAAUUGCGACAGGGGACCUUGUUAGCCUUUCAGAACAGGAACUUGUGGACUGUGAUAGUACUAACGAUGGAUGUUAUGGAGGAUACAUGGAUUAUGCUUUUGAAUGGGUUAUGCACAAUGGUGGAAUCGACUCAGAAACUGAUUAUCCAUACACUGGUGUAGAGCGUAGAUGCAAUGUCACGAAGGAGAAAACAAAGGUUGUUAGCAUUGAUGGCUACUCCGAUGUGGGGCAAUCAGAUAAUUCCCUGUUGUGUGCUACAGUGAAGCAACCUAUCAGUGUUGCUAUAGAUGGUUCUUCAAGGGAUUUCCAACUAUACACCGGUGGUAUCUAUGAUGGACAUUGCUCAAGUGAUCCAGAUGAUAUUGAUCAUGCAGUUUUAAUUGUUGGUUAUGGCUCAGAGGAUGAUGAAGAUUACUGGAUUGUAAAGAAUUCAUGGGGAACCUCAUGGGGAAUGGAAGGGUACAUUUAUAUCAGAAGGAAUACUCACUUAAAAUAUGGAGUGUGUGCAAUCAAUUACAUGGCAUCUUACCCUACCAAAGAGCCCACUGCUCCAUCCCCAAGUAGUCCUCCAUCACCGCCUUCACCGUCGCCACCGCAACCACUACCACCUCCGCCGCCACCUCCGCCUCCACCACCACCUCCACCAAUUAGAUGUGGAGAAUACUCAUAUUGUUCAGCUCAUGAGACAUGUUGUUGCCUUCAUCAGUAUUUUGAUUUCUGCUUCGUUUAUGGUUGCUGUGAAUAUGAGAAUGCUGUGUGUUGCCAUGGAACCGAGUAUUGUUGCCCUAGUGAUUUCCCCAUUUGUGUUACUGAACAUGGACUCUGUCUCAAGCAUCAUAGAGAUUUGAUCGGAGUUGCUGCAAAGAAGAAGAAGUUGGGAAGUCACAAGUUACCAUGGACUAAAUUAGAACAAACGGAAAAGACAUUUCAACCCCUUCAGAUGAGGAAUGUUUUUGCUGCAAUCCUUUGAAUUUACUUCUUUCCCUCUUCUCUUUUUAUGUUUGGAUUUGCUCAAGAAAAAUAAUAUGUUGACACCGCCAUUCAUUAAAUAUGUCUAUUGUAUAAUUACUUUUCUUAAAAUAUUAUAUUUGAAUCACAUCUAUUAAGUUCCCUUC
Vigna unguiculata (cowpea) is the source of this 1638-nucleotide messenger RNA. RefSeq names its product cysteine protease XCP1-like. The record is from RefSeq and is a predicted model, not a curated record. NCBI's taxonomy places the organism in Eukaryota, Viridiplantae, Streptophyta, Magnoliopsida, Fabales, Fabaceae. Gene Ontology annotation, molecular function: cysteine-type peptidase activity. Gene Ontology annotation, biological process: proteolysis.